CGAUAACUUGUCAGGUUUAUGUGAGACCACGCAGCGGAUAUCCGUUCUCUUUUCCGUGGCGGACCGUCUUAGGGUCGGUUUGGCAAAAUGAAGCUGAACAUCUCAUUCCCCGCUACUGGCUGCCAGAAGCUUAUUGAAGUUGACGAUGAUCGUAAGCUUCGUGUUUUCUAUGACAAGCGUAUGGCCACUGAAGUGUCAGCUGACUCUCUGGGAGAUGAGUGGAAGGGCUAUGUGGUGCGCAUCAGCGGAGGCAACGACAAGCAGGGCUUCCCCAUGAAACAGGGUGUGCUGACCCACGGUCGUGUGCGCCUGCUGCUCAGCAAAGGCCACUCCUGCUACCGUCCCCGCAGGACUGGCGAGCGUAAGCGCAAGUCUGUGCGCGGUUGCAUCGUCGACGCCAACCUCAGCGUUCUCAACUUGGUCAUUGUUAAGAAAGGUGAGAAGGAUAUUCCUGGACUGACUGACAGCACUAUCCCUCGCCGCCUUGGUCCCAAGAGGGCCAGCAAGAUCCGCAAGCUCUUCAACCUGUCCAAGGAAGAUGACGUUAGGCAGUAUGUUGUGAGGAGACCCCUGACUAAAGAAGGCAAGAAGCCCAGAACUAAAGCUCCCAAGAUCCAGAGGCUGGUGACCCCACGUGUUCUGCAGCACAAGCGUCGCCGCAUUGCCCUGAAGAGACUGCGCACUCAGAAGAACAAGGAGGAGGCCUCUGAGUACGCCAAGCUGCUGGCCAAGAGGGUGAAGGAGGCAAAGGAGAAAAAGAAGGAAAAGAUUGCCAGGAGGCGCCGCCUUUCAUCUCUGAGGGCAUCUGCAUCAAAGUCAGAGUCCAGCCAAAAGUGAAAUCUAAGUCAAAUAAAAUAACGUUUUUGCUGAAAA
Molecule: messenger RNA, 873 nt
Organism: Betta splendens (Siamese fighting fish)
Lineage: Eukaryota; Metazoa; Chordata; Actinopteri; Anabantiformes; Osphronemidae
Gene: rps6
Product: ribosomal protein S6
Exons: 6
Coding region: 88-837 (249 amino acids)
Biological process (GO): translation
Cellular component (GO): ribosome
Molecular function (GO): structural constituent of ribosome
Source: RefSeq, a predicted model, not a curated record